Molecule: messenger RNA, 753 nt
Organism: Cyprinodon variegatus (sheepshead minnow)
Lineage: Eukaryota; Metazoa; Chordata; Actinopteri; Cyprinodontiformes; Cyprinodontidae
Gene: ypel3
Product: protein yippee-like 3
Exons: 5
Coding region: 348-707 (119 amino acids)
Source: RefSeq, a predicted model, not a curated record
UCUGCGUGCUUUCAUAAACAAACUGCAUUCUUGUUCCGCAGAGGAACGCAUUGCCCUCUUGUUUGUCACCCUGCCAGCAUUGUCAGGGCUCCGGCUCCUGUUUUGAAAAAAAGAAAGAAAAGGGCUCUGGGAGAACUUUGUUAUCGAGUCAGAGCAGAAAGGCGGGCUCCCCGGUACAACAAAAACAAUCAGAGCUGUUUUUUCCCCCAACGGUCAGCGCGUGGAGAGCUGUAGCACCGAGCUAAGCUGGACUUCACGGUCUAACAUCGACCUUUUCCUUCUGUUAUUGAACUGUCAGUCACUGUAAACCGCUUUGUUAACUCUGAACAGCUUCGGUUUUAGCAGACAUGGUGAAGCUGACAAAAGCCAAGACUUUCCAGGCUUACCUGGACUCUUGCCACCGCCGUUACAGCUGCGUGCACUGCCGCGCCCAUCUGGCAAACCAUGACGAUCUUAUCUCAAAGUCAUUUCAAGGCAGCCAAGGACGAGCAUACCUCUUUAACUCAGUGGUUAAUGUGGGCUGUGGUCCUGCUGAGGAGAGGCUGCUGCUGACAGGACUCCAUGCAGUGGCUGACAUUUACUGUGAAAACUGCCACACCACUCUGGGCUGGAAAUAUGAGCAGGCCUUCGAACUCAGCCAGAAGUACAAAGAGGGGAAGUACAUCAUCGAGCUGUCCCAUAUGAUAAAGGACAACGGCUGGGAUUGAAUAACGAAACUGCAAUGUUUCGAGACUUUUUAAAAAGAGGAAGAAA